AUGUGCGAGCAAAUUGGAAAUUUUUCUAUCACUUGGCCUUCACUGUAUUGGCCAUCAGAUGAUGAAGUAAUUUUAUGUAAUCAGAAUGAUAUUCGGUUAUUUACAAUUAUCUGGACAAUAAUAUUUUAUACUGUGAUAUAUGGAACGGCAGGAAUAUGGGCAUGGAUAGUAUUUCAUAAGAACAGAUGGUCAUUUCUUUUUCCGAUUGGAUUUAUUGGAGUUGCAUUAUUAUCAGGACUUUUAGGAGGAACGAUAGUUGGAUUUGUUUUAGGAGCUUUAUACAACUUUGGUAAAUUUGAAAUGUCAGUUUGGAUUCCAUUUUUUUGGGGAUUGAUUCAAGCAUUGGUAGCUUUAAUGGGCAGUUACUCUUCCGUCACUACAAUUUUAUGA
Entrophospora sp. SA101 is the source of this 390-nucleotide messenger RNA. NCBI's taxonomy places the organism in Eukaryota, Fungi, Glomeromycota, Glomeromycetes, Entrophosporales, Entrophosporaceae. The record is from the annotation of a GenBank genome assembly.